AUGUCUAUCAUUGGUGACCCUCACCCUGCAGCUUCGACUGCGACCUCGGACAUCAGCUCUGCCGGCCAGGAUAAGAUGGCCUACAUCAGUGAAGAAUUGGCUAGGGCUGAGACCAAAGCAGAAGGCGACUUGGUCGAUAUGGAGACUCAUGAAGUUUUCAAGAAGAGCGUCGAUGGCGUCGAGUUUCGAACUGUGAGCUGGCAGAAGGCCACGCUCAUAUUCAGCAAAAUUGAAUUUGCCAUGAGCAUCCUGGCCAUUCCAUCCGCCCUGGGGGCCCUGGGGGCCGUGGGAGGUGGACUGUCUAUUGUCGGAUGGACUACACUUAACACCUAUACCGGUGUUUUGCUAGGUGGUAUCCGCAACAGACAUCCAGAAUGUCACACACUCGCAGACAUGAUGGCCUUGGUUUGGGGCAAAUGGGGUCGUGAAUUCGUCAUCGUUCAACUUGUGAUUAUCCAAAUCUUGGUCUGUGCCUCGGGCAUAAUCUCGACUGGGACGGGCCUCAAUGCACUCUCCAACCAUUCCGCCUGUACGGUGGUCUUCAACUUUGCGUCCGCAGCGAUGAUCACCAUCUGUUCAUCUAUCCGCACUUUCUCCCGCCUGGGCUUGCUUACGUGGUUCGGAUUUGCGACGUUUUUCAUUUCUGUCUUCAUCUUUUCGGUCGCAGUUUCACAGCAAGACCGGCCAGCGGCAGCACCGCAAACAGGCCCCUUCGAUCUUGGAUUCGUGGCCGUUCGAAGUCCAGGGUUCAUUGUUGGAAUGCUCAUGACACUCAACAUCUUCGUCAGCACCAGUGGCCCUUUCAUGUAUCUUCCUGUCAUCGCGGAAAUGAAAAACCCCAAAGAUUUCAAAAAGGCAACGAUCCUAGCCGGUGUCAUUGUCGGCAUUAUCUAUUUUACCUUUUCAAUGGUCAUCUACGCCUACUGCGGUGUUUGGAUCGCAAGUCCCGCUUUCGGCAGCGCGGGGACGCUCUUCAAGAAGAUCUCUUAUGGCGUCGCAAUGCCUGGCCUCGUUAUUGGCGUCGGCCUCUACCAACACGUUGCGGCCAAGUAUCUCUUCGUCCGCAUCUUGCGGAACUCCAGGCACCUUCAAGCCAACACGCUGGUCCAUUGGGGGACGUGGCUGGGGGUCAAUCUCUGUCUAGGUACUCUCGGAUUCAUCGUCGCCGAAGCAGUCCCAGUGCUCAACUUUUUGCUUGGUCUUUCUGCGUCCCUCGGCUCUGCGUGUUUCAGUCUGAUCUACCCUAUUAUUCUCUGGGCGAAUGACUUCAGGGAAUAUCGAACUGGCACUCUGAAGCAAAAGGCCAACUAUGUAUUCAACGUGUCGAUUGCAAUUAUUGGGGUUUUUAUCCUGGUUGGUGGCACGUAUGCUGAUGCUAUCUCUAUCCGGGAUGCUUUCCGAUCUGGAUUUAUUUCGAAGGUUUUUGACUGUGCGGAUAACUCGGGUUCUGUUGCCACAGGCUGA
This is a messenger RNA of Exophiala spinifera, 1464 nucleotides long. RefSeq lists its product as uncharacterized. Gene Ontology annotation, cellular component: vacuolar membrane. Gene Ontology annotation, molecular function: amino acid transmembrane transporter activity. NCBI's taxonomy places the organism in Eukaryota, Fungi, Ascomycota, Eurotiomycetes, Chaetothyriales, Herpotrichiellaceae. The coding region runs from base 1 to 1464 and encodes 487 amino acids. The record is from RefSeq and is a predicted model, not a curated record. Gene Ontology annotation, biological process: amino acid transmembrane transport. The transcript is spliced from 4 exons.